AUGCAUGCUACAGACACUGAGGCAACAGAGCUUGCUGCGUACCAGCUGAAGGAUGUUGCCAACAAUUGGUAUGAAACAUGGGAAGAGUCCCGAGGGGAGGAUGCAACUUCUGCAACUUGGAAGGAGUUUGCAGAUGCAUUUCUUGAGCAUUUUCUACCCAUUGAGGUCUUGGAAGCUAAGGCUUUGGAGUUUGUGAGACUCAAACAGAAUGAUAUGAGUGUGAAUGAGUACUACCUCAAGUUCAUCUCUCUGGCUAAGUAUCCUCCGGAAAUGGUACAUGAUAUGAGGGCCAGAGUUAGGCGGUUUGUUUUGGGGCUUUCAGAUCCAUGGGGGAUCUCAAGCAAGAGGCAAUCGCCAGUUCUUCAGGAAAUCAAAUCAGGACCUGCUCCAUCUUCAGCUAGUGCACCAGUGCAGAGGUCCAAGUUUAACAAGAAAAACCAAAAUUUUAGAGCGACAGGCUCACAGUCACAGACUAGUGUGGGCUACAGAGGCCUUGAGUAUCCUACUUGUAACACGUGUGGUAAGAAGCAUCCAGGGGUGUGUCAUUUGGGCACAAAUGGUUGCUUUGGGUGCGUUCAGCAGGGCCACUUCUUGAGGGAUUGUCCAUCAACAAAGCAGAACAAUGUAGGCAAUGUAGCUCAGUCCACUAAUUCAGCAGCCCCUCAUAAUCUCAGGCCCAACAAGGGCAUGGUGCAGCAAAGUCUAGUAAUGCUGGCGGUAAUCGAAACUGCUUAUCCGGGAUCCACCCUAUCUUAUGUAACUCCAUAUGUUGCUAAGAAAUUUGGGAUAGAACCAGAAAAGUUGUGUGAACCUUUUGAAGUAUCGACUCCAGUUGGAGAAUCAGUUAUAGCAAGUUGUAUCUAUAGGGGAUGUCCAGUCAAAGUGUAUCAUCGUCUUACUGUAGCAGACACAGUAGGAUUGGAGAUGGGUGCCCAGUGUUAUUCUAAGAUUGAGCUCAGAUCGGGAUACCAUCAGUUGAAGGUUAAGGAAGUCAAUAUUCUAAAAACAGCUUUCAGGACUCGCGAGACUGACCAUGCAGAACAUCUCAGAAUUGUGUUGCAGACACUGCAGGAUCACAAGCUAUAUGCAAAAUUUUCUAAGUGUGAAUUCUGGUUGAAAUCAGUAGCAUUUUUGGGCCACGUCAUCUCAGGGGAAGGCGUGAAGGUAGACCUUCAGAAAAUAGAGGUAGUGAAGAAUUGGCCUAGACCCACCUCAGUAUCUGAUAUAAGAAGUUUCUUGGGUCUAUCAGGCUAUUAUUGGCGUUUCAUAGAGGGAUUUUCGUCUAUCUCGUCCCCUUUGACUAGAAUAACUCAGAAGAAAGUCAAGUUUCAAUGGUUGGACGCUUGCGAGAAAAGUUUCGAGGAGUUAAAGAAGAGGUUGACUUCAGCUCUAGUCUUAACACUACCGGGAGGAACCGAAGGGUUAGUUGUUUAUUAUGAUGCUUCAGGGGUUGGUCUUGGGUGUGUAUUAAUGCAUCAUGGUAAAGUCAUAGCCUACGCAUCGAGACAACUCAAGGCUCACGAGAAGAAUUAUCCGACUCAUGAUAUUGAAUUAGCAUUUGUGGUGUUUGCGCUUAAGAUCUAG
Molecule: messenger RNA, 1584 nt
Organism: Nicotiana attenuata
Lineage: Eukaryota; Viridiplantae; Streptophyta; Magnoliopsida; Solanales; Solanaceae
Exons: 5
Coding region: 1-1584 (527 amino acids)
Molecular function (GO): nucleic acid binding; zinc ion binding
Source: RefSeq, a predicted model, not a curated record